AUGACCACUAUGUAUAAAUAGCGGGAAGAGCCGGUGACCCACCCGGCAUCGUAUCGUAUGAGCGCACGAAGGGCGGGAGCUGUAAACAGCAGUCCAUUGCUUGAAAUUGGCGCCCAUUUCCCUCCGUCCCGCUAAACCCUAACUAAUCACAAUCCCUCACCCCCCCUGCCCCCCCUAUCACCAUGAUCGGUGUGAUUUGAACUGCACUUCCAUCUCCUCCGAUUGAACUCCGGAAACCCCACAAUAAUGGCGAAGAGGAUCGCUAAUUGCACUAGAAUCGAUCUGCUGGAGCGAUGGAGGGCAAUCGAAGACGAAGAAGAAGCAGCAGCAGUAGAAGACGAAGGAGGAGGAGGCAAUGACGCCCGUGGGGAUUCCUCCACGCCCCUCCGUCUUCACCAGCUCAAAGAGCAAUGGUUUGUGGACACGUUUAAUUUUUUGAUCCGUCUGCCGAAAGAAAACCACAUUUGGUGCGACUCUUGGGAGUUGAUGAGCCCUCUGCUCGAGACAUUUUACAACUACUAUAAGGACGAGCGUGAAGAUUCUCCUCUCAGGCUUUUGUGGAGGAGGAUCUCUGAGGAAAUGAGGACGUGCAUUCGAUGUGUAUCACAGCAUCAUCAGACCCAAGAGAUGUAUAGUAUGGAGUAUGAGUCGAGUUCUGUAGGUCCUCUUCUUGAUGUGGUUAGAAGCUUGGACAAAGACAGGGUCACUCGAUGCUUGAAAGACAUAAAUGGCAGGAUGGCAAAGAAGGAGUAUCUUCCUGUGAAUGGAAGUGCUGAAGUUGUUAGCGUCAUGUAUGAGGUUCUAAUGCAUCCCAUCCUGUUAGAUGAUCAGUCCUUAUUCACUGAAUUCGAGACAUUUAUUGAAGCAGUUGACAACAUUCAUGAAUUGGCUCUGGAUGGAAAUCAACAAUUUCCAGGUGUUUAUGCAUUAUUCUUCUUUAAAAGGAGAGUUCGAGCUGUUGCUCAUCGGUUAGCUGGUGCUGUGGGUAAUCUGAGGAGAGCAACGGAUUUGGAGCCAUUGCAGCCUUUGCUCCAGAAGUUUAUUGGAUUUUUGGAGACAGAAGUGAUACCAUCAGAUCAGGAAAGCUCAAAAACAAAAUUGCAGCUUGAUCGCGCCACUGUUUGGCUAGGCAUUAAAUCAUUGCUUGGGUGUAUGGAUCCUCCUGCAAUUGAAGAAGGGAUAUUGGAGUGCUAUCCUAUUUUUUUGGAUAUCGUGCUUAACCAGAUAAGCAGCGAUUCUCCCGUUUUUUCUAAUGCGGUUUCUUGUUUAAAAACACUCUUUGAAAAGCUUGGUUGUAAGCUUUGGUUAUUGCCUGGCUUGUCUCCUAGUGCAAUGCGCAGUACACUAGUGGGUCAGUCUUUCCAUACUCGAAGUGAGAAAAUCCAUAAAGACAUUUUUGACCUUUUCCAGCCCUUUUUGCAGUCUCUAGAAGCAUUGCAAGACGGGGAGCUAGAGAAGCAAAGGAGAAACUUUCUGUACUUUCUACUCCAUCAAGUUCCCGUUAGCAGUAACUUUAGCGUCCUCACGAAGCAAAAGGCCCGCCAGAUAGCUCUUCUUAUUGUUAUGAGGGGUUACAAGAUGAACCCACCAUCUCCCCCUUUUGAAUGUUCACACAUGUGGGGCCCAUCUCUUGUGUCUUCUCUGAAGGAUUUUUCCCUUCAUUCGUCCCUACGACAGCCUGCUCUUGAUCUCAUUCAAAUUAUUUUAGUGUCUGAUUGUGCUGCUUUAGUUAUGUCGACAUUGUGUUCACACGAACUUCCAAGUGCUGAUAGCAUUGCCAUUGGGUUGAAUUUUGCCGGAGAUGAUGGACCUGCAUUUAUGCCUCACAAUGAAGAGAAGGAUGAGAGUUCAUGGAGUGAUUUCAACUUACAGACUGGAGUUAUCUGUCAGGAAUAUAGAGGGUGGAUGUGCAUCCCUAUGUUAUGGACUGAUGUGUUGGUUGAAACUGAUAUUAUGGUUCUUCCACCAUCAUUUUCCAAGGCAGUUUUCUGGGCUCGAUCUCGUUUGUCAUUUAUUGAACCUGGAGUAGGUGCAGACAUUUCUAUGCCAAUUAAAACCUGGCUAUUGUCAUCUGCUAAAGAGAUAUCCAGUUCAUUUGGGUGGAGGAUUCCAACUGGUUCUGAUGAUGGUGGAGGUAGUAAUGUAUCAAAAAACUCCAUGGAAGUUUUAACAAUGCAUCUUCCGCUCAUAAAGACCUUCAACAGGUUGACAGCGCAUUUUUUAGUUCAAAUAGGGCAACAACAACUUCAGAAGCAGUGGUUAUGGGAACCAAAAAUGAGUGAAAGCAUCAUCCUUUUGCUUGCUGAUCCUAAUGAUAAUGUGAGACAAAUUGGGAAGUUGAUCUUGGAAGAGGUGUCACACACUCAGGGUCUUUCAAAUGGUUUGAAGUUCCUUUGCUCCUACAAAGCUUCUUUGUCUGCUGCACUUUCGGGUUUAAAACAUGGGUUAAAGCUGGUCGAACUGGGUCCUGCCAUGGUGAAGUUUCAGACGUUGCAGCAUUUUCUUUUCCUUCUUCGCAAGCUGCUCAAAGAAGGCAAUCUGCCCACUUCAGAGAUUCCUGGAAAAUCGUCCAUGGACUCGCGUGCGGGGAAAUACUCUUCUCAAGGCGGAUUUCUGCAUCAGCCUUCGCUUGAAUCUUUAGUUAUGAAUGCUUGUUCACCUGUGUCAGAUGCGGACUUGCACUUGCAGGAAAAGUUCAGUUACUGUCUAUCUGAAGCUAUAUGGCCUUCUCUACAGAAGGUUUUAGUAGAUGGGAAGACAUAUAUUGAUUGCAGUUCCUGUCAGAUGACUUGUGUUCGUGUGCUUGAGCUCAUCCCGGUUGUAGUUGAAAAUCUCUGUCCAGCCACUGUUGUUUCUGGGGAUUUCAAGAAAAUAGCAAAAAGCAUGUUAGACUUAAGGUGGAUGCAGGAUUUGAUGGACUGGGGAAAGUCAUCGCUAAAUGUUGUGCUGGUAUAUUGGAGAAGAACAGUCCUAUCACUGCUGGCCAUUUUGAAAGAGUCCUUUGGUUAUAUAUCUGUGUCCACAGUGGGCACUAUUGAAGAAUCUAUUGCAUGCGAAAAAAUUCCUUUGGAUGAGAUAAAGGAACAGCUUUCUCGCCUUACUGUUUCAUUGUGUGAGGAAGUUUCUUCUGCUGUGUUAAAUAGUGAUUCAAAUGCGAAAAUGCUGCUUCCUCAAGAUCCUUCAUCUGCAACGAAGUAUUCUCUUUCAGAUGUUCAGCCCUCUCGUGUUGUGGAUUCUGAUGGCCAGAGUUUGGAUGUUAUAAUCAAGUCUAAAGAGAAGGAUCCAUCUGAAAUUGUUCUUCUUUCUGAUGAUGAUGAAACAGAGAAGCAUAUGACCUCCGAAAUCCCAUCUACCAAACCACCCAGUGCAGUUGAUUUAUCUGCUGCCGAGUCAGAUGGUUUGAUUUUUGAUGCCAAGAAAGCUGCUUCUGUUUCUGAAAAUAGGCACCCACAAAAGCAUCCUGCCAAGAAGAAACUUUCUGGCAGUAGCUCAUCAAAGGAUAUCCAUGAUUCAGUUUCGCAAAAGGAUGCUGUCAGACUUGCUUCUCAAAAGCCAAAAUAUGUUAAUAGUGUCAAGCCGCUGGAUGUACCCCUCAAAUCAAAAUCUGUAGGUACUAAUACUAGUCAAAUUACCUCAAGUGGCUCCAUCUCACAGGACAUAGCUUUGAAGAAACCCAGUGAAAGUAUCGUGGCUGAAAGGAAGAAGAAGAGUGAAGUUUCUGAAGGUUCUGAUGAAUUGUUGAAAGCGUUGGUACAUGAUGCAAAAGAUGAUACAUUGGAAUCAGCUCUCAAUUCCGCAAAACCACCUCCAUUAUUUAUUCCGAAAGCACCUGCUGUCAUUCCUAAACGUCAAGUAAUCCAACUUAAAUCACAUGUUCGAAAUAGAUGGGGUCAUCAUCAGAACACUGUUACUAGAAGGUUUAAGCCUCCGCGGCUUGAUGACUGGUAUAGACCCAUUCUAGAGAUGGAUUACUUUGCACUAAUGGGACAGUCAUCCCAACAUGGUGAUAAUAAUGUUAGCAAAUUGAAGGAGGUUCCUCAGUGUUUUGAGUCACCAGAACAGUAUGUAGACAUUUUCCUGCCAUUAGUCCUGGAGGAGUUUAAGGCCCAAUUGCAUAGUUCCUAUCUAGAGAUGUCCUCUUGGGAAGAUGUAUAUUGCGGCUGUCUCUCUGUUCUGUCCAUUGAUAGGGUUGAUGAUUUUCAUCACGUCCGCUUUGUGCAUGAGGAAUCUGACUUUGCAUCAAAUAAAAGCUUCUCGGAAAAUGACCUUGUUUUGUUGACAAAAGAGCCUGUACAUAAUCCUUCCCAUGAAAUUCAUAUGAUUGGAAAGGUUGAGAGACGUGAGAGAGACCACAAGAGAAAGUCAAGUAUAUUGACCAUCCGGUUCUAUCUUCAAAGUAGUACCUCACGAUUAAAUAAAGCUAGAAAGCUCCUGAUUGAACGUAGCAAGUGGCAUGGCAGUCGCAUCAUGAGCAUUACCCCUCAGCUUCGUGAAUUUCAAGCAGUAUCUUCAAUAAAAGAUAUCCCUAUCCUUCCAAUAAUUCUAAAUCCUGUGGAGAGUUCUCAUGUUUCCUGUGAAGCUAAAACAGCAGACUCGGGUCAGCUGUCCCCACCUCUGCAACAGAUCCUAGAAUCGUCUUUUAAUGGCAGCCAACUUCAGGCUAUCAGGGUUGCCAUUGGAUCGUUGAACUCAAUGAAAGAUUUUGAAAUGUCUCUUAUUCAAGGUCCUCCAGGUACUGGAAAGACCCGAACUAUAGUAGCCAUUGUCAGCGGUUUGCUUGCUUCCCUGCAAAGAAAGAGUUCUCGACUGAAUGAUAUGAGGCAGAGUAGUACUUCAUGUGUGAAGUCAAGGAUAAGAAUCAGGGAGUGUACUGCAAUAGCUAGGGCAUGGCAGAAUGCUGCGUUGGCGAAGCAAUUAGAAAAGGAUGUGGAGACUAAUAAUGCAAAAGCCAUGGAGCCCUCUACCAGAGGGAGGGUCCUUAUCUGUGCUCAAUCUAAUGCUGCUGUGGAUGAAUUGGUAUCAAGAAUAACCAGCGAAGGUCUUUAUGGCUCUGAUGGAAAGGCAUACCAGCCCUAUCUUGUGAGGGUUGGAAAUGCUAAAACAGUACAUUCCAACUCCUUGCCAUGUUUCAUCGACACACUUGUUGAUCUUCGCCUAGCAGAAGAGAGGAACUUGAGUGGUCCUGGUGGCGAUAUACCCCUCGACACUUCUGCAGCACUGCGUGCGAAUUUGGAAAAGCUAGUUGACCGUAUACGGUUCUAUGAAGACAGGAGGGCUAACUUAGGAGAUGGAAAUACAAACCAUGGGCAUUCUAUGAAUGAUGAUACUCAACAAUCGGAUGACAGGAAGGAAUUAUCUGAUACUGAGCUGGAGAAGAUGCUGAAAGAACUUUACGAACAAAAGAAGCAAAUGUAUAGAGAUCUUAGCAGCGCCCAGUCUCGGGAGAAAAAAGCAAAUGAUGAAACGAGAGCUCUUAGACAUAAAUUGCGGAAGAGUGUGCUAAGGGAAGCUGAAAUUGUUGUUACAACUUUAAGCGGCUCUGGGGGAGAUCUUUAUGAAGUUUGCUCUGAGAAUAUGUCAAAUCAUAAAUUUGGAAAUCCAUCAGAGCAUAAUCUGUUUGAUGCUGUUAUUAUUGAUGAAGCAGCUCAGGCGCUUGAACCCGCCACUCUUAUUCCUCUUCAACUCUUGAAGUCAAGGGGGACCAAAUGUAUCAUGGUUGGUGAUCCUAAGCAGCUUCCAGCGACUGUUAUCUCCAAUAUUGCAAGUAAAUUCCAAUAUGAAUGCAGCAUGUUUGAGCGAUUACAGAGGGCGGGGCACCCUGUUAUUAUGCUCACCAAACAGUAUAGGAUGCACCCCGAGAUUUCCAGGUUUCCUUCUCAGUUCUUUUACGAUGGAAAGCUAUUGGAUGGCUGUCAGAAAUCAGCACCAUUUCAUGAUACUAAAUGUCUAGGACCCUAUGUAUUCUAUGACAUCACUGAUGGUUUGGAGCUUCGCGGUGACAAUUCUGGUUCAAUGUCUCUCUGUAAUGAACGUGAGGCUGAUGCUGCAGUAGAACUGCUAAGGUUUUUCAAGAGGAGGUAUCCAUCAGAAUUCUUUGGCGGAAGGAUUGGUGUCAUAACUCCAUACAAGCGCCAACUUUCUAUACUGCGUGUGCGUUUUUCAGCUGCUUUCGGAUCUUCUGCAGUUGCAGACAUGGAAUUCAAUACUGUUGAUGGGUUUCAAGGGCGAGAGGUUGAUAUUUUAAUACUCUCAACUGUAAGGGCAGCUAACCCUUUUCCACCCACUACUGGGGUUAGCUCGAGCUCUAUUGGGUUUGUUGCUGAUGUACGGAGGAUGAAUGUUGCCCUUACAAGGGCGAAGCUCUCACUUUGGAUUUUGGGCAAUGCGAGGACAUUGCAGACAAACCGGAGCUGGGCUACCCUCAUAGAGGAUGCUAAGGCAAGGAACUUGGUUAUUCCGGUAAAAAUGCCAUAUAGGUUCAUGCCUGAAAAUGAUUUAUGGAGCUCAGAAUUACAGAAUUGCAGUGGUGAGGUGAGUGAGACAACCCAUAACAAAAGGGUAAAAUAUACUUCUCGGAGUGGUCAAGACAAAUAUGGAUCUUCAUCUAGAGAGUAUGAGCUGAGCAACCACAGAAAAGUGAAGGUUAAGCAGAGUCAAUCAUCGCAGAAGAAUGUCGAUUCUGUAGCUGCAGAUGAUCCUGGUACAGCAAACAAUGCUGUUCCACCGCUCUCUGAAAAGCGUGCUUCGACCGGGAAAACUAAAAAAAGACUGCAUGGAGGUGAGCAACAUCAUGUUGACAGUACUUCUGGCGGGAAGAAGCCAAUUAGAUAUGAAAAAUUGGCAGGUAAUUCAGCUCAUACUGGAAAGGCAACAGGUGAUAUCCAUAAGCAUCUAGAGAAGCCUGUUUCACAAAAAGCAGCCAAAUCAACUGAUCCCAGUAAAAGUGGGAAAAACCUCAGUGGUUCAAAGCAUUCACAUGAAAAUGUUUCAGAAAAUGCAGCCAAAUCAACUGAGCACAGUCGAAGCAAGAAAAUGCUUGCCGCUUCAGUUUCUUCAUCCCAAAGCCGAAAACAGGAGACAACAGCAAAGGAUGAUGCCAAAGAUCCUAGUUUAGUUGGAAAGAAUAAUGAUCUAAUCUCGAAGAGGAAGCAGCAGCGUGAAGCUGUGGAUGCUCUUCUUUCUUCUGCUCUCAUACCAUCGAAGAAGCGAGAAGCCAAUGCAAAAGCUGUGCCGCUGAAAAGGUCCCUUUCUGAAACGUCAAAUGCAAGUCAGGAGAUUCAACCUCCGAAAAGAGUAAAAGUCCCUCUGGCAACAUCCAAGGACACAUCACGGCAUUGAGCUUCAUCACUUUUGUACUAGGAGAGGCACUUCUUAGGAUCCGAAGAUAGCUGGCUGAAGCAUGAAGUCUAAAUGCUUUGUAUAUAAUUAUGGCAAGAGCUUUGCUCUUCAUAUCCUUGAACUGCGGUUUGCGGCAAGCAGCGGUCAUGUCUUUUGACACCUGGGGCUGUGACUGCUGACUCACUCAGGUCUAAAGGUACUCCUGUACCAAUAUUUGGCCCUCUUUUACAGGCCAUUGAUACAUAUUUUGGUGUUGCAGUGAGCUUUAGGAGUAAUUAAACUUUCAGAGAGCAAUGGAUAGAAUGGUCGAACUUUAGACUUCGAGGUCUUAAGUUUACUGCUCACUUGAAGAAGGUAAGCAGAGGCUUCCGUUUCCGGGUUUUAUCCAUCUUCAAAAACAGUCACAGGCCGUGCGCUGACAGUGUAAAGUUUUUGAGUUGUAGUCGUGACCUUAGUUGUACAGAUAUUAGGUGGAAGUCUUGUUUCUGUAGAAGGGGUUUUGUCUUCCUCACUUAUUGAGAAAGCGGAAUGCUAUGAAGGCUGGUUAUAGUUAAAUCUGGUGUUGGUGGCCCGAAAAGGAAAAAGAGUAGAGUGGAUUUGUAGUUUGGAUUGUAGGAAGAACUACUUUGGAAAAACAUGAAAUAUUCUGUUGUAAAUUUUUGGAAAUUUUGAAUGGGCAAAGGAGCCAAUUUCCGGAAGCUCAGCAAAACCAAGCAAUCAUGUAAUUUACUGUCUCUGUCGCUCUGUUUAAAUUUACUUGCAGUACUCUUUAAACUAUACAAUCAUGUAAUUGUACGAGCUCACAAAUUGGACUAAUAGCCUAAGGCUAUUGUGGCUCAGGCAGGAGGUGAGUAGGGUCGACACAUAUCAUCCUUGCCAUCCUCAAUCAUUUGUGACUGUUCACUAUCGAUUUUGAUCUCUCUCAUUACAUAGAAAACCCGAUUUUGUUUUCUCAUAUUAGUCAAUUACUUCGCUGAGACAAGCCAAUUUGAUGGGCUGCAUGUUCCCUCUGCCUGACAUUCUCAAUCUGGUAAGGAUUUGCUAUCUUUUUAUCGUAUCAUCGCUGCCUUUAUUGCCUGCAUCAUAAAGAGAGAAGAUCCUUCGGAGCCAACUCAUUCAUGGAUUAACUAUAAUAUGUUAUCAUCCCUGUAAAGUGUAAAAUCUUUACAUACAUAUACGCAGACAUAUAUAUAUAUAGAGUAUAUGCUUCCACAGCUGUACCCUGUACUUGGGGUUUGUGUUAGAUUGAGUUGUAUCAGAUGGAUAAUUGGUGAUACCAUGAUUGAGUUUUUGAUCAUUGUUGAUAAAGAUAACAUUUCCUCGAUGCGACAAACAGGUGCGUUCGGGUUAACUUGAAAUGAAUUUAUUUGCCAUUCAUAUCAAGCUGCUGCUCUGCAGCAUAUAGGGGUCGAAAGCUCCACCACCAUGCGUAACAGGAAUGAAGCGGAGCCGAUCGAGAUGAAGGUAACAAAAGGGGUACCUGAUUUCUUCGUCACUGACCAAAUUAAGUAUUUGGAAAGCUCAAAUAAUGACAUUUUUUUUUCCUUCUGAUAGAAAAAGCUAAGGAUACAGUGCCGUACGACAUUAUAAUACUGUCAAUGAUUUAGUGAUUAAUUGGCAUUGAAUUGAAUGGUGAUGUGGCCGCUGAAAUCAGCAGUUUUGUAGCCAAGCAUGUGCUGCCUCUGCGCUUCUGCACAUGAUGAGUGACGGGAAGGGGAGUCAGAUGAUCUGAGUUUUCAUUGCAGUGCAUGCAUGCAUGAAACUCCAUGCUUCUGCCUUCUCCAAUGUUAUAUCAUCAUCAUCAUAAAUACUCUGCCGUCCUGUGCCAUGCGCGAAUGAUACAUAUUCGGAUCCAUUUGGCAGCUCGGAAUAAGAUCUAAAGCGGAGUAGCGGAAGGUGAUGGGGAGAUAUGCAUUCUUUCUGCAUCUGGGACCCAGGUUCGAUCCCCCAUCAUCACUCUGAUGUUCGAUGAUUCCACACGAUUGUUAUGGCCAGUCAGGAGUCGGGCUUCGUUUGCGCGAGCCCCAUUUUCGAUAUAAAAGAAACAUGAGGAAGAGGGGGCCCCACGAAGAUCUUGCUCAUUCUGUCUCCAUCUCUCUCGAAAAGCAUGUAAGAACAAGGGAAUUAAGGAGCUCAAGAUAGCCCUUGAUCAUGGAUAGAUACUGAUCAUACUGACCAAUUUCAGCACGAUCUUAAGCUCGUCGGCUUUAUAUCACAUACCGAACUUGCAUUAUCAAUAUAUAAUGGUAGUCACUUCAAUGUAAUAUAAUAGAGCAAAUUAUAAAAAAAAAGGUUAAUAUGAUGAUCUGUAGGGACAUAGAACGAUUUCUUAAAGGAAUUAGAGAUGACAGUCAAUCUCUGACUGCAUACCCAUUUGUUACUAUUUUUAAGUUAUAUUAGUAUUCGAGCACCUUAAUUAA
Molecule: messenger RNA, 9758 nt
Organism: Punica granatum (pomegranate)
Lineage: Eukaryota; Viridiplantae; Streptophyta; Magnoliopsida; Myrtales; Lythraceae
Source: RefSeq, a predicted model, not a curated record